This is a messenger RNA of Phyllostomus hastatus (greater spear-nosed bat), 2416 nucleotides long. RefSeq names its product cyclin B1 (gene CCNB1). Lineage: Eukaryota; Metazoa; Chordata; Mammalia; Chiroptera; Phyllostomidae. Gene Ontology annotation, molecular function: cyclin-dependent protein serine/threonine kinase regulator activity. The record is from RefSeq and is a predicted model, not a curated record. Bases 137 to 1438 code for a protein of 433 amino acids. The transcript has 9 exons. Gene Ontology annotation, biological process: mitotic metaphase chromosome alignment; mitotic cell cycle phase transition; regulation of cyclin-dependent protein serine/threonine kinase activity. Gene Ontology annotation, cellular component: cyclin B1-CDK1 complex; mitochondrial matrix; nucleus.
UGAGGCUGGGCCUGCCUCUCCCAGCGUGCUGCGAAGGAACGGUUGUUGGUCUGUGUUGGGUUCAGUUUCCUCGCUCGUCUGGGGCUCCCGUUUUCUGCUUCUUCCCUCUGAGCUGCAACCUGGUGAAGAGGAAGCCAUGGCGCUCCGGGUCACCAGGAACACGAAAAUUAAUGCUGAAAAUAAGGCCAAGAUCAGUAUGGCAGGCGCAAAGCGUGUGCCUUUGGCCACUGCUGCAGCCUCCAAGGUCGGACUGCGGCCAAGAACCGCACUUGGAGACAUCGGAAACAACGUCAGUGAACAGCCACAGGCCAAAUUGCCUCUGAAAAAGGAAGCAAAACCUUUAACUGCUGGGAAAGUUAUUGCUAAAAAACUACCAAAACCUCUGGAAAAUGCACUCGAGCCUGAGCCUGAGCCUGUGCCUGUGGUAGAACCAGCGCCGGCGCUGGCGCCAGAACCUGAGGCUGUUAAAGAAGAAAAACUUUCACCAGAGCCUAUUUUGGUUGAUACUCCCUCUCCAAGCCCAAUGGAAACGUCUGGCUGUGCACCUGCAGAAGAAUAUCUGUGUCAGGCUUUCUCUGAUGUAAUUCUUGCAGUGAAUGAUGUGGAUGCAGAAGAUGGAGCUGAUCCAAACCUUUGUAGUGAAUAUGUGAAAGAUAUCUAUACUUAUCUGAGACAACUUGAGGAAGAGCAGGCAGUCAGACCAAAAUACCUUCUGGGUCGGGAAGUCACUGGAAACAUGAGAGCCAUCCUAAUUGAUUGGCUGGUGCAGGUUCAAAUGAAAUUCAGAUUACUGCAGGAGACCAUGUAUAUGACUGUUUCCAUUAUUGAUCGGUUCAUGCAGAAUAAUUUGGUGCCCAAGAAGAUGCUGCAGCUGCUUGGUGUCACUGCCAUGUUUAUUGCGAGCAAAUAUGAAGAAAUGUACCCUCCAGAAAUUGGUGACUUUGCCUUUGUAACUGACAAUACCUACACUAAGCUUCAAAUCAGACAAAUGGAAAUGAAGAUUCUGAGAGCUUUAAAUUUUAGUCUCGGUCGUCCUCUACCCCUGCAUUUCCUUCGGAGAGCAUCUAAGAUUGGAGAGGUUGAUGUGGAGCAGCAUACUUUGGCCAAAUACCUGAUGGAACUAAGUAUGUUAGACUACGAUAUGGUGCACUUUCCUCCUUCUCAGAUUGCAGCGGGAGCUUUUUGUUUAGCACUGAAAAUACUCGAUAAUGGUGAAUGGACACCAAUUCUACAGCAUUACCUGUCAUACACUGAAGAAUCCCUUCUUGUUGUUAUGCAACACCUUGCUAAGAAUGUAGUCAUGGUGAAUCGUGGGCUUACAAAGCACAUGACUAUCAAGAACAAGUAUGCCGCAUCUAAGCAUGCUAAGAUCAGCACUCUAGCACAGCUGAAUUCUGCACUAGUUCAAGAUUUAGCUAAGGCUGUGGCAAAGGUGUAACUUGUGAAUUUGAGUUGGAGUACAGUAAUAUCUGCAAAUACAAUUGGCACCAUGUGCUAUCUGUACAUAUUAAAUGUUACAUUUACUUACUUUUAAUAAAGCUAUUGUCCUUUUUAAUUCUUAUACUUUAGUUCAUUUGAAUAUAACUACUUCCUACUGUAGGGUACCUUAAAAGGUGUCUUAAGGAUAUGGUGGGGAAUAUAGGAUGUAAAAAAUGCUUUCAGGUAACCUGGAAACCCAACUAAUAUAUAUAAUUGUUGCUUAUGUAGUUCUUGUUUCAUAUACCUGACUUUUACUUUAUUAAUAGGAAUUACUGAGGUCAUGAAGGUGUUCAAAACUCUUUAUUUCCACAGAGCAUACUACAUGUAAGCCCAGUUAUCUUGGAGAAUUCCUGCCUUGUUCUACUUCACUAAAAGUCUACUUCAUACCUAGUCCCCCUGUUUUCUAUUUCUUCUGGUGGUUGCUGCCAUAAUUCUAGUAACCUACUUUUACCACUAUUUCUUAAGUUAUCAAGUUUAGUAUCAACUUUUAACUUGGAAAAAGUAAGAACUCUAAUCUAUAUUCUAAAUCUACUUGACUUUUUGUUUUAUUGGUUGAGACAAUAAAAGAGGCUCCUUAUUAAACAUACAAAAGUAUCUAAAAGUUCAUUUUACCCCUCCCCCAACUUUCAUCCCUACAUCUCAAUCCCAUCCACCUGAACUUUGGGAUAUAUCUUUCCCUGCCUUCUAUAAACAUAUCAUGCGUGUAAAUUGUUGUGGAGAUUUUAAAAAAUGCAAUUGUCCUAUUUACUCAGCAAUUCCUUUCAACUUGUAUAGGCCUGUAUUUCAGUAUUACAUUUCAUAGUAUACUAUAAUAUAGUCAGUCAUUCUGUUGACACUCAGAUUGCUUAUUUUCUUGACCACUGUGCUGUUUAUUUCUUUAUUUUAAUUGUAUACUGUGCUGUCAUUAUCAUUAAAUACCAUGUCAUUUUUUAACACA